Molecule: messenger RNA, 1707 nt
Organism: Dufourea novaeangliae
Lineage: Eukaryota; Metazoa; Arthropoda; Insecta; Hymenoptera; Halictidae
Source: RefSeq, a predicted model, not a curated record
UAUUGGUGCAUAAUGUCUGAAGCCGAGGAUGCCUCGGGCAAAGUCAGUAACUUGACAGCGGUGGAGGCGAUCUCGGCUAGGCUGGCGGAAGUGACAAGGCUGGCCGAGAAGCUGGACGCUAGACUCUGCGAGGCGGGAGCCAGGACUCGGCCUGUGCCGAUGUCCUCAUCCGCGAUGUCCUCCACUUCCUCUUUGUUCUCUACGUCGUCAGUCGCCCCAGCCACUUCCGUUCAACCGAUAUCAGCUGGAAUUUCGUCCGUUGGAACUGUCAACGCAUCACCGUUGAUAAGCUCGUCCACGGCUGCAGCGCAAAUUCAGCCGAAGUCAAUGUCCACGGUUCUGUCCACGACGACAAAGUCAACGACCACCUGGGGUUCCUCCACUUCGGCGACACCAACGUCGCCGAGAUCAGCGAAUGGAACUUGCAUUGGUGCUGCUGUCGAAAGUGUUCUGUCGCCUGAGCAGCAAGUCUCUAUGCCGAAGACGUCUGAAAAUGAUGAAACGGAAAGUGAGAAUCGAGAGGAAUUCGAUCGAAUUGUAGACGGUGAUAAACAGGAAGAUGCUGUAGAGAAUUAUUCGAUUCAAAAAAAUAUAAUAGCUGGGGGCGUUGUCAAAGUACAUAUUGUGAAACACAUUCAACUUUCAAAUUCUAAUCAUUUAUUUUUUUCAUCACAGGAGAUUAUCGAAAAGUCUUGUAACAACAGCGUAGGUGACGACUCGAACGUCGAGUGUUACGUGACUGCCACUGAAUGUUCAACAACACCGACGGCUCGUUCGAGAAGCGAAUCCUUCGUUACGUCCCCAGAAUGCGAAGACCUUGCUGCUCCAGCAACCAUGACGUCUGGAGGCGAUACUUGGUGGAACAUCGAGGAUCCAAAAUUUAUAACUACGAACGCAGCAAUGUUGUCUUCUGUGACUAAACAUGAAGAAAUUUCGAAAGUUCCGGAGCUGGAAAAAAAGGAGACGUUGAUAGAGAUUUCAAGACCGAAAGUUUGUGAGGCGAAUGGUGAAAAGCAAGUUGACAAAUUUGUAGCUGUGGAAAAAAGGAUAGAGGAAAAAUCCGGUAAAAUCGUAAAGGAAGUUACCGAGACGACGACUUUGCGUGUAUCGCACGACACACGACUAGGAGUCGCAUCUUACAAAGUGAUAUCCAACACUGUGCAAGAUCAUCGUGAAAAUGUUGAUGUUAAAGAAAUCAUGGAUCUCGAACGCAUCGUGUCACCGGACGCCCAUGAGAAAACCAACGGUUACCAUCGUGAACCGGAGCUUGGAUCUAAAAAUGAGUCGUACAGCCGCAGGGACGAAUUAUCAACAAAAUCGGACGACACCGAACGCGUGAUAAAGUUCACGAAGAUUUGCGAGAAGAACGAAGAACACAGACCACUAGCGGUGACUCCUGCAGACACCUCGAAGGACAUGACGUUGUCCUUGAAGGAAUACACCAGGCAUCACGAGGACAGCGGAAUCGAAAUGUCACCGACGAAGAGGGACGACAGCCUGGAGGGCCAAGAUUUCCUCGAUAAAGCGAGGAAGGUGAGUCCGAUCGGUGGUCCCUCGAUGAAUGGCGAGAGGAACAAGUGUUGCUGCAGCUGCAAUUGCAGCCACGAAGCCGCAUGCUUCGAUCGUUACGCCGUGCAACAGAGUUUCGUCGAGCUUUCCAGCGUCAAUGAAAAUCGACGUCGUUUGCCGCUGUCUAAUGCAAGCUAG